Molecule: messenger RNA, 489 nt
Organism: Yarrowia lipolytica CLIB122
Lineage: Eukaryota; Fungi; Ascomycota; Dipodascomycetes; Dipodascales
Biological process (GO): SCF-dependent proteasomal ubiquitin-dependent protein catabolic process; mitotic cell cycle
Cellular component (GO): nucleus; cytoplasm
Molecular function (GO): cullin family protein binding
Source: RefSeq, a predicted model, not a curated record
AUGGUCACUCUUGUUUCUUCAGACGGCGUCUCGUUCAACGUGGACCAGAAGGUUGCGUCGCGAUCGGCCCUCAUCAAGAACAUGAUGGAGGACAUUGGAGAGGACGCCGGCGAGAUCCCCGUCCCCAACGUGUCUUCCAAUGUGCUCAAGAAGGUGAUUGAGUACUGCACCUACCACAAGGACGACCCUCUUCCCCAGAGCGGAGAGGACGAGGGCACUUCGGCCGCCGACAAGAAGAAGAGCACCGUGAUUGACGACUGGGAUUACAACUUUCUGCAGGUGGACCAGGAAAUGUUGUUUGAGAUUAUUCUGACCGCAAAUUACCUGGACAUCAAGCCCCUGCUGGACGUGGGCUGCAAGACGGUGGCCAACAUGAUCAAGGGCAAGACCCCCGAGGAGAUUCGACGAACCUUCAACAUUGCCAACGACUUCACUCCUGAGGAGGAGGCCCAGAUCCGACGAGAGAACGAGUGGGCCGAGGACAGAUAA